GAGACGGAUACAGAAAUGGCAGCAGCUCCAGGGUACCACAUUCCACAGCCCGGAUAUCCCACCGCAUCUCCCCCAUACCCCGUACACCAACCUCACCCCGUCCCCACGGCGCCGAGCCCCGGGUUCAACGUCUACCCAGCCGGCAGCCCCGCAGCGGGUCAAAUAAUCCCUCCCCAGCCGCCUCCUCGUGCCUUUCGGGAUCACUCCGCUACGCCUCACCACCACCAAGCUCCGGACCCCCACGCGGGCAUCACCCCCUACCUGCCCGUGGCCAGCAACAUCCCCCCCGGCCUCGAAUACCUGGCACAGGUUGACCAAAUUUUGAUACACCAGAAAGUGGAGCUUGUGGAAGCGUUCAUAGGCUUUGAGGGAAACAACAAGUAUGAAGUGCGCAACAGCCUGGGCCAGCACAUCUUCCACGCCCAGGAGCAGAACGACUGCUGCACGCGAAACUGUUGCGGAUCCCUGCGGCGCUUUUCCAUGCGGCUGGACGACCCGGCGGGACGGGAGGUCCUGCGCAUGGUGCGCCCCCUGAAAUGCGUCAGCUGCUGGUUCCCUUGUUGCCUUCAGGAGCUGGAAGUUCAGUGCCCGCCAGGCACCACCAUCGGGUACGUGGUUCAGACUUGGCACCCCUUCAACCCCAAGUUCUCCAUCCAGAAUGUCGAGAAGGAGACGGUGCUUCGCGUUCUGGGUCCUUGCUUCGCCUGCAGCUGCGGCGGGGACGUCAACUUUGAGGUGAAGACGCGCGACGAAUCGCGAGGCGUUGGGCGGAUCAGCAAGCAGUGGAGUGGCCUCCUCAAGGAGGUCUUCACCGACACAGACAACUUUGGGAUCCAGUUCCCCAUGGACCUCGAUGUCAAGAUCAAGGCGGUGCUUCUAGGAGCGUGCUUCCUCAUUGAUUUCAUGUUUUUUGAAAAGACGGGGGAAGUCGGACAGAGGAGUUCGGUCAUCACAAGCUAGAACCUUCUCAAAGCUGGGAUUUCCUCUUUUCUCGAUGGAUGCUUUCCCAGUUCUGACAUGACAGUGGGGGAGCGGUGUGUGUGCGUGU
Lacerta agilis (Sand lizard) is the source of this 1048-nucleotide messenger RNA. It is a transcript of the gene PLSCR3, whose product is annotated as phospholipid scramblase 3. The record is from RefSeq and is a predicted model, not a curated record. The transcript is spliced from 7 exons. Gene Ontology annotation, cellular component: plasma membrane. Gene Ontology annotation, biological process: plasma membrane phospholipid scrambling. Gene Ontology annotation, molecular function: phospholipid scramblase activity. Bases 16 to 960 code for a protein of 314 amino acids. NCBI's taxonomy places the organism in Eukaryota, Metazoa, Chordata, Lepidosauria, Squamata, Lacertidae.